Messenger RNA from Uloborus diversus, 1114 nucleotides. Its product is annotated as protein ABHD11-like. The record is from RefSeq and is a predicted model, not a curated record. NCBI's taxonomy places the organism in Eukaryota, Metazoa, Arthropoda, Arachnida, Araneae, Uloboridae. The transcript has 6 exons. Gene Ontology annotation, cellular component: mitochondrion. The coding region runs from base 67 to 933 and encodes 288 amino acids.
AAUCUUUGUUCUCGAAAACAGGAGAGUUCCUCUUAUUCAUCUGCAGUCUUUGGGAAAGAAGUAGAUAUGGCAAGUUCUGAACAAGUUCAUAUUGCUUACAAAAAAGUUUCGCCUCUUCCGGAGAAAAAGAAUCCUGGAGUGGCACCAAUAAUCUUAUUGCAUGGAAUAACUUCGGCGAAAGAAACAUGGGAUCAAGUAAUGCAGCCUUUGGCAGAUGAAACAGGACGAGAGGUUUAUGCUUUAGACGCAAGAAAUCACGGUGACAGCGGAUGGAAUGAUGACUUCAGUUCCGAUAUUAUAGCAGAAGAUGUUUCAAGAUUUUUGCAAAAGAUGAGUUUGUCCAAAGUUGCUCUUAUUGGUCACAGUUUUGGAGGAAGAGCAGCAAUGAAACUGUUCCCAAAUUUGGUUGAAAAGCUGAUUAUUGAAGAUAUAUCACCUAAGCGACCUGCUCCUACGAGUAGACAUUCACUCCUUGAAUACAUCCAAGCAAUGAAGAAAGUGAUUGAAGCCAUUCCACCCAACGUUCAGGAUGUUAAAGAAGCAAAAAAGCUUCUAAGGAACCUUUUGGGCAACACAGAACAGGGUGCCCUUGACGACGGAGCUGAAAACACAGACGGAUUUUAUUUAGGAAUUAAGAAAGGAGAGGAUGGAAAAUUUGUUUGGAAGGCUAAUAUGGAGCUGUUAGAAAAAUUCGCAGAAGGAAAAUUACCGAGCACACCAGCAUUAGCCGGCUCGUUUAAAGAACCAGCGCUGUUUUUAUGUGGAAAAUAUUCGUCUUUUAAUGUGGAAAAAGAUGAAGACAUCAUUAAAAGUAUGUUUCCAAGCUCAACUUUAAAGCGCAUUGAAGCUGGUCAUCAAAUUCAUCUUGCACAACCGGAAAAGUUCGUAGAAGAGGUGGUCAAAUUCCUGAACAACAGCCAGAAAAGUUCGUAGAAGAUGUGGUCAAAUUCCCGAACAGCAGCCAGAAAUGUUCGUAGAAGAGGUGGUCAAAUUCGUUAGCCGAGGCUGAAAUACUUACAAAAGACAAAUCUUGAAUUUAUUGUAAUGAUUGUCUGACUCAUGAUGUUUGUGCAAAAGUGAAAAUUUUAAUCAUACUUUUAACGAAAUAAAAAUG